Molecule: messenger RNA, 378 nt
Organism: Striga asiatica
Lineage: Eukaryota; Viridiplantae; Streptophyta; Magnoliopsida; Lamiales; Orobanchaceae
Source: the annotation of a GenBank genome assembly
AUGUCUUGCACGUUGUGGGGUGAGUAUGUUGACUACUUGGUGAAUCACUUAGCCAACACAAAUGAGGGGGAUAGUGUUGUCAUUGUUGUUCAAAUAUGCCGCCCCAAAAUGUUUCAAAGACAAAUUCGAGUGUCGAACACGUUCAAUGUUACCAAACUUAUCAUAAAUGGCGAUACUUUGGAAAUAAAUGAGUUUCGCAACAGGUUCAACAUUCAAGGGAGAGUUGAGCGAAAGAGCCUGAAAGCCCAAAGUCAAUUUUUUAAGACUAUAGACGGACUCCAUGCAACUGAAGAAGCCGGGAACUACUAUGUUUGUGCAAGAAUCAUUCAGUUUAACUGUGAUAGACAAUGGAGUUACAUUGCAUCUAAUAAUUGUUAA